Galeopterus variegatus (Sunda flying lemur) is the source of this 442-nucleotide messenger RNA. Its product is annotated as structural maintenance of chromosomes protein 1B-like. Gene Ontology annotation, molecular function: DNA binding. The transcript has 3 exons. Gene Ontology annotation, cellular component: cohesin complex; nucleus. Lineage: Eukaryota; Metazoa; Chordata; Mammalia; Dermoptera; Cynocephalidae. The record is from RefSeq and is a predicted model, not a curated record. The annotation marks the transcript as partial. Gene Ontology annotation, biological process: sister chromatid cohesion.
AUUAGAAUUUGAAAAACAAAAAAGUCAGCUUAAUAUUCAACUGAAAUUUAGUCGGAAUCAACUUGAGAAGAAACUGAAUAAGGUCAACGCAUUAAAAGAGGACAUCCAGAAAAGAAGAGAAGACAUCGAUAACCUAAAGAAGGCUGCAGAAAACUGUUGGCAAAUCCUGGAUGAACUCAUGGCAAAGAAGCAGCAACUUAAAGACAUAUUUAUCACUCAGAAUUCCAACAUUGACACAGUUCAAACUCAAAUUGAAGAGGAACGGAAGAAGUUUUUGGCUGUUGAAAGGCAAGUGGGAAAGUUGCAAAAAGAAGUUGUACUCAUUCAAACUUCUGUGCAAAAGAAACGAUUAGAGAAACAUGACAUGCUCCUUGAUUGCAAAGUUCAAAAUAUUGAAAUAAUACUUUUGUUGGGAUCAUUGGAUGUCAUCACUGAAGUGGAG